Molecule: messenger RNA, 1926 nt
Organism: Zalophus californianus (California sea lion)
Lineage: Eukaryota; Metazoa; Chordata; Mammalia; Carnivora; Otariidae
Gene: PRR15
Product: proline rich 15
Exons: 2
Coding region: 958-1347 (129 amino acids)
Source: RefSeq, a predicted model, not a curated record
GACUCGGAGAGGAAAGGAGAAAAGAAAACGGGGCAGGGGCAGAGAGAGAGCUGGGGCGACAUUUACACAGCGGUGCCCACCUACAUACAGCCUCGGUCACCUGGUCUACCGUUCCUUCUUGGAGAAGGAGUCGGACCGGCGAGCGGCGCAGCACGGCGUUUCUCCAAUCAGACACCCCAGGCUGGCGCCACGUACGCGACCUGAUCCAAUCUCGUCCCCAGGAGGGCGGGAACGCGAAGUUCCUACCUGCACCUGUGGCAGCUGUGGCCACCUCCUCGGUUGUUUGUUGUUGGUUUUUUUUGUUGUUUCCCCCCCCCCCCAUCUGACCCGGGGUUCUGGUUUCUCGAAUCACUUGGCGAAUAACCAGCAGGUGGGCAGAGAGAUGUCUUUUCCAGAGCAGAGGACCGACGUGUAGGCAAAUUCAAUGCACCAGAGUGAGCAGCCGAGGUCCCAUCUCCCCGCGGCUGCCGGGAACAGGCGCUAGCAGGGAAGAGGGACGCGCGCGAGAAUGAAAGGCUUACUAACCUGGAGAGCCUGCCUGGGCAUUUACCUGGGGCAGUGAGCCUGGCACCUGUUCGCCGGGCGCCCUUCGGCCGGAGCCGAACUCACCGCGAGCCCAGAACUGCCGCCACGCUGCGGCGGGCAGAAGUUAGAGGCGCCGGGGGAGACCAACAAUAGUAAUCGGCUUAGCUGGACUGCAGAGAUUUCGGCUGACACACCUUCCAGAAAGAAGCCCGACCUCCCCAAGACUGCGCGGGAGGACGCUGCGCCUGGCUUCCAGGUUGUCCCAAGUGCACCCCCUCCGUUCUCUUGGAGGCGAGGGCAACGCGGAGUCGUGGAAUCCUGGGAAACCCGAACAGGCGGCUACCUAGGCUCCCACCCCGCAGACCGCCUGCCCCACCGGGAGAGCGAGCCCUUCCGCACCCGCCGCGCCCCGGGCCCCUCGGCCGGCCGGCCAUGGCCCACAGCGGCGGCACCGGCAGCUCCGGGCCCUGGUGGAAAUCGCUAACCAACAGCAGGAAGAAAAGCAAGGAAGCCGCGGUAGGGGCACAGCCUCCCGCGCAAGCCGCCCCCGGGGAGCCCGCGCCGCCCGCGCCGCCCAGCCCGGACUGGACUAGCAGCUCCCGGGAGAAUCAGCACCCCAAUCUCCUCGGGGGGACCGGCGAGCCCCACAAGCCCGACAAGUUGUGCGGAGAGAAAUCGGGCGGCAACCGCCGCAAUUUGAAGAUCUCGCGCUCCGGCCGCUUUAAAGAGAAGAGGAAAGUUCGCGCCACUCUGCUCCCCGAAGGAGUCAGGUCCCCGGAGGAGGCGGACUUCCCUGGUGACCCGCACGGCGACACGCAAUAGCCAGAGGGCUCCAGGACUGUGUCUUCCCACCACUCCUCUCUACCCCCAGUUCCAAACCCGAGAUUUCUGGCCCGCCCCAAUACCCAGUGUCUCAUCCCACCAACUUCAGAAUAUUUACACAAGGCCUCCACGAUUUUAUUUUCCUGGAAAUCGAAGUGUCCACUGAGUUUUCAAUAUUUCAUGACUCAAGGAGGCAUUGAGUAUUUAUCUGUGGUAAGAGAAUAUACCUGCCACAGAGGAAGUUGGCAUAAUUAUUUUUUCCCCAAAAGUUCUCCCGUGGCCUCCACCCCUUGUUCCGCCUGGGGAGUGAGAAGGGUACUUCUCUGAGUUGGUAACCCAGCUGGGACUGCACAGCCCCUCAAAUGAGGAGGCCGUGCUUUGAUUCAGGACUUGCUAUUGGAAAGCAAAUUAACGCCAGAGAAAUGCACUUUAGACGUACUUGGUAGACUCAGACCUUAAGUGAAGGGACAAGAGAGGGCAGGAAACCUUAGGUAGAAGCAUUUUUAAGUAAGGCAAGAUUGCUUUUAAUAUUGAACUACAAAACUGUACUGCCUAUUUUAGUGUGGACUAUUAAAAUUG